AUAGAGGAAUCGAAGCUGAUUAUAAAAAUCUCAAAAACAAUUUAAUGAUUACUAAAAAAGAUCUUAAAACUGCCCAGGAGAAUAAUAUCAACCUUCAAGCUAAACUCAAUACUAACAAACAAGAGAUUAAAUCUGCCAUUGAAAUCAAUACUGAACUUCAAAAACAACUCUCAGUAAAGGAACAAGAGCUUAUAUCUAAGAAAGAAAAAAAUAAUUAUUUUCAAUCAAAUCUUGAAAAUACCCAACAAGAACUUAAAACUGCCAAAGACAGUAAUACCAACUUUACAAUAAUGCUCGCCAGGACUAAAAACAACCUUAAUACUUUCAAAAAAAGUCUUGUUGUUUUGGAUAAAGAUAAUAAAGAAUUACUAAAAAAAACUUAA
Molecule: messenger RNA, 383 nt
Organism: Dentiscutata heterogama
Lineage: Eukaryota; Fungi; Glomeromycota; Glomeromycetes; Diversisporales; Gigasporaceae
Source: the annotation of a GenBank genome assembly